Messenger RNA from Dendroctonus ponderosae (mountain pine beetle), 1969 nucleotides. Its product is annotated as alpha-2-macroglobulin receptor-associated protein. The transcript is spliced from 7 exons. Gene Ontology annotation, cellular component: endomembrane system; endoplasmic reticulum. Gene Ontology annotation, biological process: regulation of receptor-mediated endocytosis. Gene Ontology annotation, molecular function: low-density lipoprotein particle receptor binding; receptor antagonist activity; heparin binding. NCBI's taxonomy places the organism in Eukaryota, Metazoa, Arthropoda, Insecta, Coleoptera, Curculionidae. The record is from RefSeq and is a predicted model, not a curated record. The coding region runs from base 120 to 1259 and encodes 379 amino acids.
AUCAUACUACGAUUGUUUGCGAUUCACCCUACUUGUAGUUUUGAUUUCGGAGGCAUUGAGGUUAAUUUUCCGAAAACAACAUUUGUAUAUUUAACAAUCUCUACUUUUUCUCGCUAACAAUGGUGCUGAAAAAUGUAGCAUCGGUAAUAUUAUUCAUCAGUAUUAUACUCGUUGUAACUGAGUGUCAUCAGAAGUAUUCGAAAGAUGCUAAUUUUCCAAGUACUCAAGAUUCUUCUCCAAAAUUCGAUGGUCCUGGGGAAGAUUUGCGGCCAAUUUCCUUGAAGCAUUUGGACAGGCCUUUUAGAAUGGCAAAAUUAAAUUUGUUGUGGUCCAAAGCUGUCCAUCGUCUCUCGGAUGCAAAGAUUCAAUCGCUUUUUGGGGAAUUGAAACUGCAUGAUAAAGAAGAAAUAACUUGGAAACAUUUACGCGCUGAGGGUAAAGACAAGGAUGGUUUAAAAGAAGCUCAGCUGAGGGAUAAACUGAAGACUAUAAUGACAAAUUAUGGAUUUUUAGACCAGAUUGAUGAUGUCAAUGAUGAUCGGAAAGUUUAUCCGUUUAAGGCGCUCAAUGAGGCAUCAGACAAGCACAUUAACAGGAGCAUUUUUAAAGAUAAAAAAUUGAACAAACUUUGGGAAAAAGCAACAAUUGCAGGUUUUAGUAAAGAUGAACUUGACGCACUUCAAGAAGAAUUCACUCAUCAUCAAGAUAAAAUUGAUCAAUAUUAUGCUUUGUUGCAUAGAGUUAAGGGUGACCCCAAAGAUCAAGUUCAAGAGAGAGAACAAAAUUCUCUUGACGAAUCUUUGGAUAAAUAUAAUGCAAUAGAAAUAUUAGAAGAGAAAGAACCCAAUAAGGAUCAUUUAGAUCAUGUUAAUCUUAUUAGAGAACACCACAAGCAAAUCAAGGAAGGUUUCGAUCAUCUAGAUAAGUUGUCUGGUUCGGGACCCGCUAGCAAAGAAUUUGUAGAACCAAAAGUGCAAGGAUUGUGGAGAAUUGCUGUUCAAAGUAAUUUUUCAACUGCGGAGCUUCAGUCAUUAAAGUCGGAGCUAUUCCAUUAUGAAAACAGAUUACUGAAAUUGAGACACAUGCAAGUGGAGCACGCCUUAAAUGAAGCCAAGUACAACAAAAAGCAAAAGUUUUCUGGAGAAAAGUCUAACGGACAAAAAAUGAUGGAGGACAAUAUCAAGAAGCAAGCCAGAAAGGUGGAUAAAAUACAUCUAGAUAUCGAAACGAAGAUUAUGCAACGACACAUCGAAUUGUAAGCUUAGUUUCUUAGCGUGUAUGUUAACGAGUCGGCAAUCUCAUUUGGAUAUUAGCAGUUAUUUACCUGAGGGUUUAGCACGUGAAGCCAAAAUAUGAGUUUUUCAUCAGCAAUACAUCAUCAGCAAUUUUCUGAAAUCGACACCAUAGGCUAAUUCUGGAAAGUUGUUAGACUUGAUUUAUCGAGUUUUGAUGUACCUACUUACGAACUAAAAGGCAUAACAUUGACAUCCUGCCGGGUCUUACUUCGAAUAUUUUGAAGUUGUUAUGUACUUUUAGUUGUUAUACACUAUCUGCUAUAGGAAAAACUUUUAGCAAAUUAAUUUCCAGUUUUUGCAUUGAAAUUAUCGUGAUUAUUAGCAAAUAAUUGUCUGAUGAAGUACACUCUCUUCUCGUUGCUAAAUGACCUCAGUUGUGUUGCCAAAGCUUUCAUUGAUGUAAUUAACCAAUACAAUAAUACUAAAAUUUGGAUAUAAGAUCACUUAUUUUGAUAACUGAUUAAUUAAGUUAUGCUAAAAUAAAAUAGUGUUUUGAUUUAAAAAAAUAUGUAUUAACAACUAAGGAAAGUGUCUAGGCAUCUAUACGAAGAGCAAUGGUAAAUAUCUAAUAAUGAAUUGUGCAAUCAAGUAAUACAUUAGUUUUCAGAAAUCAUUGUUUAUAAAAUAUUUAAUUUUUAAUAAUGCCAUAAAGUAAAUAUAUUUUAAAUGUUUGA